Messenger RNA from Malassezia pachydermatis, 4677 nucleotides. Its product is annotated as ca-transporting atpase. The coding region runs from base 1 to 4677 and encodes 1558 amino acids. Gene Ontology annotation, cellular component: membrane. NCBI's taxonomy places the organism in Eukaryota, Fungi, Basidiomycota, Malasseziomycetes, Malasseziales, Malasseziaceae. The record is from RefSeq and is a predicted model, not a curated record. Gene Ontology annotation, molecular function: ATP hydrolysis activity; ATPase-coupled monoatomic cation transmembrane transporter activity; ATP binding. The transcript has a single exon. Gene Ontology annotation, biological process: intracellular calcium ion homeostasis.
AUGCCAUCGAGUCAACGGCCUCGGCAGGAGUCCCUGCCGGACUUGGCAGAUGAGCAGUAUCAGGCGCCGUUUAGUAUGGCACCUAUCCGGGCGCAGGACGAACAUGGUGACACUGGGUCUGUCUUUGCACCGUCCUCGGUCGCUUCCUCGUUUUUUGACGAGCGUGAAUUGCGCGAAGCCGAAGCCUGGGUCCGUGAAGGUCAUCGGCCAGGUGAAGACGAUGAAGAAGAAGCAUACGUAAGCACUCAACCUAAAGGGCGCCGACGUCGCGAUAGUCAGGUCGGCAGCUAUGACGAUCACAAUACAAUUUUCGAUGGUCCGUCGGCAGAAUUUGUGCCCAGCUCUGUGACGAGUAUGCAUCAUGUUAUGUCGCGUCCCAGCUUUCAAUCGUAUUCGAAGCGACGUCAUCAUCAUCAUACUCGUGCCUCACGCAGUGGCCGUGCAGGCAGCUCUGUUCGUUCGCGAGGCCUCUCAUCUCGUGAUCAUUCUCCUUCCAGCCAGCAUACGCACGAAUCAGGCGUGUCGCAUGCAGCUAGCGUAAUUAGCUACCGCAAGCGCGAUUUCCCUGGUAUGCGACACCGUGGCAGUGAGGAUGUGCUGGAUGAUGGUACUGGAGCCUCGUCCAGUCUCAUUGGUUCCCUCUUUGCCUCAUUUCGAGGUGAGCGUGAGGAUGGCGUGCACUUGGACGAUGAAAGCCGCGCAGAGUGGUCAGAGCAAGUGUCUGACCUGCUAGACGAUGAGGAAGAGUACAUGGAUGAUGACGAUGACGUUGAUCUUCUCGACGAAGCUAGUGAUCAUUCGAGCUUUAGCAGCCGGCAACAAGGAUCGCCUUCGCGUAGCAUGAUCCCUAAUGUCUUUGGCGAGCCAGAUGCCUUCUAUGAUCCACGGUACGAGGCUAGAGAGGACGGUACAGACAUGCCCUUCGACGAUCCCGCCAUGGGCGCCAAACCGGUGCAUCUCAAAGAUUAUCCAGACGCUGCGCAGCAGCUAUUGACUGUUGGCGCUCCUUCCACAGAGCCGCCGCCUGCUGCUACAGACCCUCUUUCGGACGAGGCGCAAAAAAGUAGUGUCUGGCUUGAUAAGACCUGCCGCAAGAAACAACAGAUCUACCUGGUUGACGAAGAUACGUUGAUCCGUAUCUCGGGCUAUCGAACACGCUCGGAUCGUUACUGGCUUUAUAUGUUGGCUUGUAUUCUCACUCUAGGCGCGUUUGGCCUUUUCUCCUUGUGGUUCCCACGCUGGCGUCUACAGCAUGUUCUGGAAGAAGCCGAGUUUAGCGAGGCUGAAUUUGUUGUGGUGGAAAACCAGUGGGGCGAUCUGAGUCAGGAACCAUUUAUCAGUGUGCCUUUCGCUCGACCGCUCAAGUCUGUCUUCCCUGCCACCUCGCGUGAUCCACCAUGCACGCAUGCAGAAGCCCAGGCGAUGCUCCAGGACGACUAUGAGCCCCCUGCAGCUAGUGGCACGGAGGAGAUCGUGGAUCUCAUUAUGUUUGAGUACCGCUACACACGUUUCCUGUUGCAUCCGCCUACAGGCCGGUUCCGCACUAUCAAAGAUUGGCGUGAUGCUUCUUGGACGUCGCCUGAAGCAUUGCGACCUGGCAUCACGGACGAUUUGCAACGUGAGCGUCACAUCUUUUUCGGCCCCAAUAUCAUUGAGAUUGCUGGCAAGUCAACCAUGGAGCUGCUUGUCGGUGAGGUAUUGCAUCCCUUCUACAUUUUCCAGAUUGUGUCGAUCGCGCUGUGGAGUUUGGAUGACUACUACUACUAUGCGUUUUGUAUCGCUGCCAUCUCUGUAGGCAGCAUUGCCUCGACUCUAAUUGAGACCAAGAAGACCAUUGCACGUAUGCGUGAGAUGAAUCGCUUUGUGUGUAUGGUGCGUGUACUUCGUGAUGGCGCCUGGGUGGAGAUGGAUAGCAGUGCUCUUGUGCCUGGCGAUGUAUAUGAUGCCUCUGAUCCCUCGCUGGCCGUGCUGCCGGCGGACAGUGUUUUGCUCUCAGGUGAUGCCAUUGUGAACGAAAGCAUGCUGACGGGUGAAAGUGUACCGAUCAGUAAGCAGCCGGUCUCAGUGCAGGCCAUGGAGACGUUGCAAACCACGCGUUCCGAUUUGGCGACGCACUUGGCCAAGCAUUUCCUCUUUGCCGGGACCAAGGUUAUCCGAAUUCGCCCCGUGCUUAGCAGUACAGGUUCCAACGACGACUUGUCUGCUAAGGCCAUGGUUAUUCGCACUGGCUUCCAUACGACGAAAGGCUCCCUGGUACGUGGUAUGUUGUUCCCGAAACCUAUGGGCUUCAAGUUCUAUCGCGACUCGUUCCGUUUCAUUGGGUUCCUGGCAGGUAUUGCCAUGAUUGGGCUGUGUUUCAAUGCCAUCAACUUUGUGCAGCUGGGCAUUGCGUGGAGUACUUUAAUUAUUCGUGUCCUGGAUUUGGUCACUGUCGUUGUACCACCUGCCUUGCCAGCCACAAUGAGCAUUGGUACUGCCUUUGCUAUUGUACGCCUGCGAAAAAUGGGUGUGUUCUGCAUUUCGCCCACGCGCGUGAAUAUGGGCGGCAAAGUCAAUGUCGUUUGCUUCGACAAGACGGGCACAUUGACCGAGGAUGGACUCGAUGUGCUGGGCGCACGUACCAUUGAUGCACAGACGAUGCAGUUCCGUGAACUGCAUCCUACAUGCGAUGAACUUCCAGCUACGUCGGGCGAGGACGAGGAGCUGGCUCUUUUGCAUGCGCUUGCCACGUGCCAUGGGCUGAAAGUGGUGGAUGGCGAAGUGAUUGGUGACCCGUUGGACGUGAAAAUGUUCGAGUUCACUAACUGGACCAUUGAUGAGGGUGAGACACCAGACCCAGCCUCGCUAGCGAAGGGACCGGAGCGUCCACCAGCACUAGUGCAGACCGUUGUGCGACCGCGUGGUAGUGCCGCGUUCCACACGGAAGAUGCUAUGCAAUCGCAGCCCGUCUCAUCGUCUCUUCUGGAAAUUGGUGUGAUUCGUACUUUCGAGUUCAUUUCGGCUUUACGGCGCAUGAGCGUGAUUGUCAAGCAGUUGCAUGCAUCCUCCAUGCAGGUCUUUGUCAAAGGUGCUCCUGAGGCGCUGGUCGAUAUCUGCCGACGCGACACACUGCCGGGUGACUUUGAGGAUUUGCUCUCGUACUACACGCAGCACGGAUACCGUGUGAUUGCUUGCGCAGGCAAGACGAUGCCAGGUCUUAGUUGGGUCGAGGCACAGCGGAUGUCGCGUGAGCGCGCUGAAAGCGAUCUCACGUUCCUAGGUCUGAUUGUCUUUGAAAACAAGCUCAAGCCUGGCUCAACACCUGCCAUCACGACAUUGCGAAAUGCUCAUAUUGGCUGUAAGAUGGUCACUGGUGACAACCCACGCACCGCCGUGAGUGUAGCGCGGGAGUGUGGCAUUUUAGGUCCUUCUACGACUGUGUUUUUGGCGUCUUUCGUGCAGGGCUCGCCAGAGCAGCCCAAUGAUGUUGUCCUCUCCUGGACUAGCACGGACGAUGAAACGGUCAAGCUAAACCCAGACACGCUCAAGCCGAUUGAUCCUGAUCCUUUCCGCAUUGAUCUUGGCGAGCACCAUGUGCUUGAAUACGAACUUGUGAUCACCGGCGACGUUUUCCGAUGGAUGACAGACUACGCCCCGAUUGAGCUUGUGCGACGAAUGCUGAUCAAAGGCACCAUCUUUGCUCGCAUGUCACCGGAUGAAAAGCACGACUUGGUCGACCGAUUGCAAGAGUUGGGCUACACUGUCGGUAUGUGUGGCGAUGGUGCGAACGAUUGCGGUGCGCUCAAGGCGGCCGAUAUUGGCAUUUCCCUUUCCGAGGCGGAGGCCUCUGUGGCAGCGCCCUUCACAUCGACACGCCCUGAUAUUUCAUGCGUGAUUGAAGUGAUCAAAGAAGGUCGUGCUGCAUUGGUUACUAGUUUCAGCUGUUUCAAGUACAUGGCUCUGUACAGCUUGAUUCAGUUUACUAGUAUCACGAUCUUGUACAAUCUCGCAAGUUCGCUGGGUGAUUUCCAGUUCUUGUACAUUGAUCUGUUUAUCAUCUUACCUGUGGCCGUGGCCAUGGCACGUACCCAGCCAUAUCCGACGCUGCAUACGAAGCGCCCUACGGCCAAUUUGGUAUCGAAAAAGGUGCUUCUAUCUAUGAUCGGCCAGGUGGUUAUCUGCUCACUUACGCAGGCCUUUACAUUCUUUCUGACGCGGCGCCAAGAAUGGUACGAAGCGCCUGAACUCAACAUUGACGAACUGAACGUUGUCAACGCAGAAAACUCGGCUUUGUUCCUGGUAUCGUCCUUCCAAUACAUCACUGUUGCCGCUGUGUUUAGUGUUGGUCCGCCCUUCCGCCAGCCGAUCUACACUAAUCCCAUGUUGCUUGCAUCUCUCACUAGCCUAGGGUGUCUCUCUACUUACUUCCUCUUUGUUCGUCAAGGUUUCUUCUUUGAUUUACUGGGGCUAGUGGAAUUCCCACCAGCCUUCCACUGGAAACUGUUCGCUGUGGUACUUGUGAAUACGACGGCUUGUUUCGUCUUUGAGUCGUACCUCAUGUCGCCCACGUUGCACUGUGUCAAGUUUGUUCAACGAGUCCUUUUCCAUCGUGGGCGACGUCAUGACAAAAUUCGCACGCAUAACCAGAAGGCCUACAAGGCUAUUCUUCGGUCCCUCAAUGAUCCCACAGAAGCUUGA